UUCAGAGGCCUGCUGCCGUUGUCCGAAGGCAGGGAAAGCCCGGCCCUCCAGAGUCCUGGCUUCCCCGCGGCCCCUUGACCCGGUAGCCUCUCCACGCGCGGCCCCGGGACCCGGGCUGCCGGGUUCGCGACUUUCCUGCCAAUCAGAUGCGGAUUUCCCCCACCGCCAGCAGACCAAUCAGCGCGCAGGUGUCCUCUUCGGCCCUUCGGCUCGUCGGCUCUUCGGCCCUUCGGCUCGUCGGCUCUUCGGCCCUUCGGGCUCGUCGGAGUUCGGUGUUUCGCGGAGCGUUAAAGCGUGGUUCUCGUUGGUUUAGGUUCACGGUGGUUUGGUUUCUUUUUUUUUUUCAGGCACUUCCGGGUGCUGCGUCACUCCGCAACCCCACGAGUUCCGGAAGGUUGUGGAGCGCAGGUUCGGCUUGGAAAAGCCAAGCUUCCCAGAGAUGUUUCAGAAAGAGUUACUUGGAGCGGGGCGUUUCGCAGACUCUUAAGGUCCCAUUUUCCGAAAAUACUACAUUUAGUGAAAGGGCUGUUGACAGAAUGAGACUAAGUUGUACACGGCUCACAUCUAACGGUAUUGGGAUUCUGUCAUGUCCCUGGAACACUUUAUAUCUGAACAGCAGAAAUUACAGAGACCUUCAGAAAGGCAUGGCUUCCAGAGAUGAGAAUGCAGAGCGGACAAACAGAGUGCUAAGAAUCAGCCAGUUGGAUGCGCUUGAACUAAACAAGGCCCUGGAGCAGCUCGUUUGGUCCCAGUUUACUCAGUGCUUUCAUGGAUUUAAGCCAGGGCUGUUAGCCCGCUUUGAACCAGAGGUGAAAGCAUUCUUGUGGCUUUUCUUGUGGAGAUUCACCAUCUACUCUAAAAAUGCCACAGUGGGACAGUCAGUGUUGAAUAUUCAGUACCAGAACGAUCUAUCCCCAAACCUGAGCUACCAGCCACCGAGCAGAAACCAGAAACUGUGGUAUGCUCUCUGCACUAUUGGUGGCAAGUGGUUAGAAGAGCGAUGCUACGAUUUGUUUCGGAACCGUCACAUCGCAUCCUUCAGGAAAGCCAAGCAGUGUGUGAAUCUGGUGGUCGGACUUCUGAAGUUAGGCGGGUUGAUUAAUUUCUUGAUCUUCCUCCAAAGGGGCAAGUUUGCAACUUUGACUGAACGCCUGCUGGGCAUCCGUUCUGUCUUUCACAAGCCCCAAAUUGUCCGAGAAGUGGGCUUUGAGUAUAUGAAUAGGGAACUCCUCUGGCACGGCUUUGCCGAGUUUCUGAUUUUUCUCCUCCCCCUCAUCAAUGUCCAGAAGUUGAGAGCCAAGCUCUCUUCAUGGUGUGUCCCGCUGACCGGAGCCCCAGGCAGCGACAGCACGCUGGCAACCAGUGGCAGACAGUGUUCUCUGUGUGGGGAGUGGCCCACCAUGCCUCACACCAUUGGCUGCGAGCAUGUCUUCUGUUACUACUGCGUGAAGAGUAGCUUCUUAUUUGACAUGUCCUUCACUUGUCCUAAGUGUGGCACAGAAGUCCAUAGCCUGCAACCCUUGAAAUCGGGCAUCGAGAUGGCAGAAGUCAGUGUCCCAUAGAAACUAAAGUUGGUUCCUCUGAGAAGAACCGUAUUAUGUCUAAAUCCUUAGCAUGAGUCAUCCUGAGUGUACUACUUAGAUAUGUUUUAUGAGGACAUGUGCUUCUCAGCCACUGCCUUCUGUUCCUUCCCAGGCACAACCACAUUCUACUCGCACUGGAAACCACAUGAUCCUAAAUACGUGAUAUAAAUGGUAACAUGCUAUUUUUUUUUAAUCAUUGUGUUUAAUUUUUAACGUCAAGAAUAAUGGGCAGUUUUUUGGUGUUUGUUUUGUUUUUUUUUAAACAAAUGACCACUAAGAAUGCUCCAUUCUGCCACUUCCUGGAAAGAGGUGAGACUAAAAAUAAAAGAUUGUGGAAACUCUGG
Molecule: messenger RNA, 1927 nt
Organism: Cervus elaphus (red deer)
Lineage: Eukaryota; Metazoa; Chordata; Mammalia; Artiodactyla; Cervidae
Gene: PEX2
Product: peroxisomal biogenesis factor 2
Exons: 3
Coding region: 147-1562 (471 amino acids)
Biological process (GO): protein import into peroxisome matrix
Cellular component (GO): peroxisomal membrane
Molecular function (GO): zinc ion binding
Source: RefSeq, a predicted model, not a curated record